Molecule: messenger RNA, 2110 nt
Organism: Striga asiatica
Lineage: Eukaryota; Viridiplantae; Streptophyta; Magnoliopsida; Lamiales; Orobanchaceae
Source: the annotation of a GenBank genome assembly
UUUUUUGUAUUGUUCCUUCGUUCUAACAGAAGAUUUUGGAUGAGCUCGGAGGAGCUCGAGCCCAACCCUGAAUUUUUUUUCUCUUUUUCUUUUUUUUUUUUNCAAUUAAAUUUUCGUAUUUUCUCUCCUUUUCAUUUCUGAUUCAAUUUGAGGAGUUUUAUAGCGAUAGGUCGAUUUCCAGCUUUUAUAUGGUUUUGAUCUGAGACUCGCGCCGGAGAAAGAGAAGUGUAUUAUUGGCGGUGGGUCCCACCGGACCAGGCGAACGAGCAAUGGCCGCCGAGCUGAGGCGCGGGAUCUCGCGACAGCUGUCGACGGGAUCGGUGACGAAGAGCGGCAACUUCAGCUUCGGGCGGCAGAACUCCAUGGACCCGCGCCGCAACAACUUCCGGUUUAGCUUCGGGCGGCAGUCCUCGCUGGACCCCAUCAGGCGGACACCCGUGGCUGACGACGGCGGGAGCGGCACAGGGGCCGAAGGGGAUCUGGCCGUGCCGGAGAAUCUCGACUCGACUAUGCAGCUUCUGUUCAUGGCGUGCCAGGGGGAUGUCGAGGGGGUUGCAGACUUGCUCGAUGAAGGGGUUGACGUUAACAGCAUCGAUCUUGAUGGCCGGACUGCCCUUCAUAUUGCCGCCUGUGAGGGCCACGUGGAGGUUGUCAGGCUUUUGUUGAGCAGGAAGGCCAAUAUCGAUGCUCGGGAUCGGUGGGGUAGCACGGCUGCCGCUGAUGCCAAAUAUUAUGGAAACAUUGAUGUUUACAAUAUUUUGAAGGCUCGUGGGGCCAAAGUUCCAAAAAUCACUAAGACUCCAAUGACAGUUGCAAAUCCUCGUGAAGUCCCUGAGUAUGAGCUCAAUCCAUUGGACAUUCAAAUACGAAGAAGUGAUGGUAUCUCUAAGGGAUCUUACCAAGUUGCUAAGUGGAAUGGCACAAAAGUUUCGGUAAAGAUACUCGACAAGGAUGGCCAUGCAGACACUGAUUCUAUAAAUGUAUUCCGACAUGAGUUGACCUUACUAGAAAAAGUUCGGCAUCCUAAUGUCGUUCAAUUUAUUGGUGCUGUCACACAAAACAUGCCUAUGAUGAUUGUUUUGGAGUAUCAUUCAAGAGGAGAUCUUGCUAGUUACCUUCAGAAAAAGGGGCGCCUCUCCCCAUCUAAAGCAUUAAGAUUUGCUCUUGAGAUUGCCAGAGGCAUGAAUUAUCUUCACGAAUGCAAGCCUGAACCAAUCAUACAUUGUGAUUUAAAGCCAAAAAAUGUUUUGCUCGAUUUUGGAGGGCAGCUGAAAGUUGCAGGGUUCGGUGUUAUUAGGCUGUCAAUAAUCUCACCCGACAAAGCAAAAUUGGUGCAGCCUGAGGCAAUAGAUAGUUCAAGUUUCUACGUGGCUCCUGAAAUUUACAAAGAUGAAGUAUUUGACAGAAGUGUGGAUGUGCACUCUUUUGGUGUUAUGCUUUAUGAGAUGAUGGAGGGAGCACCGCCAUUUUCUUCCAAGUCUCCUGAGGAAGCUGCAAAAUUAAUUUGUUUGGAAGAAAAGAGACCUUCAUUCAAGUCAAAAUCCAAAUCUUUUCCCUUAGAACUAAAAGAGUUAAUCGAGGAAUGCUGGCAUCCGGAUUGUGUUGUGAGGCCCACAUUCUCUGAGAUCAUCAUUCGACUCGAUAAAAUCGUCAUGAAUUGUUCUAAACAAGGAUGGUGGAAAGACACUUUCAAACUCCCAUGGAAAUGAGGGAUAUGCAACCGGACAAUGUGAAUAUAUACAUCGAUAUAUCUCCAUUAUGAAAAGAAUAAGUCCAUCGACCGAGCUCGGGUGAAGAAUAACGGGAGAUGAUGGACUAUUAUUGUAAGCUGUCAUGUUGUAAACUUGUAAUAUUAUCUAAUCUACGGAGGAUAUUUUGGAGGGAGAAAGCUUUGAGAGAGAUGAAAAGAAAUAACAAAUAAGAUGUACAUUGUUUAUGUUACGAAUCCAUUUCCAUAAGAAGGUUGUUUUUCUGGAAAGGUGCAUUGUAAAUCUAAAGUUGUAACAAUAUACUUUUAAAAAUCAAAUGGCAAAUUUGCAAUGCAAUCCUAUCUGGGCUAUUUAUCUUUAAUGGGCAAGUAAGUUUAGCCAAACAUGCUAAUGGACUUCUG